Molecule: messenger RNA, 2998 nt
Organism: Pogonomyrmex barbatus (red harvester ant)
Lineage: Eukaryota; Metazoa; Arthropoda; Insecta; Hymenoptera; Formicidae
Biological process (GO): regulation of transcription by RNA polymerase II
Cellular component (GO): nucleus
Molecular function (GO): DNA-binding transcription factor activity, RNA polymerase II-specific; RNA polymerase II cis-regulatory region sequence-specific DNA binding; zinc ion binding
Source: RefSeq, a predicted model, not a curated record
GUCGCGCCGAAAGUCGCCGAUCUUGUGAAAACGUCGAGGAAAGUUCGACGCGCUCACGUUCCCCUGGAAACGACAACGACGACGGUGACGAUAAAAACGACGAUGGAGACAGAGAUGGAGAAGAGAGAAGAAGACCGUUCGUACACGAUACAAAUCGACAACGGAAUGUUGACACAGGCGAAUUCAGACACUAGCCUCUGCCGAGUCUGCCUGAGUAUGGAUCAUAACAAUCAGUGUCUCUUCCACAAAAACUGGGAUGACCCAGACGAUGCGGACUCUCUUGAACUGUCGGAGAAGCUACAGUUAUGUGGCGGUGUAGAGGUCUUGAAAGAUGAUGGUCUGCCUACCAGCAUCUGUCUCAAGUGUGUGAUAAACCUCAACAUUGCUUAUGACUUGAGGGAACAGUGUCAGAAAGCAGACAUGGAGCUUAGAAAGUUGUAUGGGAAAGUUUUGUACACAAAUAUCGCCAGCAAUUGCAUUCCUACAAAAGAUCAGUAUUGUCAAACUGAAUUCUUGGAUGUAAUCAAAUCAGAGAACAAUGGAAAGUUAAAUAUGGAUAAUAAAGUUAAUACAGAGAAAGAUACUAUAGAAUCAAAUAUCAUAGGACAUGAAGAAAUAUCAGAUGCUUUCAACCAAAUCAAGCAUCCUGAAGAUGUUUUGGUAGAUAAUGAAAUUGAUUUAGAUUAUAGUAAUAAAUAUAAAAUGGAAUAUGACAAAAUAGCUAAAAAAGAUCUCUAUAGAACGAGAAGAUUAGCUAUAUUCAAGAGAGCUACAUCCAUAGAAAAUUUGAAGAAUCAUAAAGAAAGACAAAGAAGAUAUAUUAAGAAAAGUGCAAACGUUAAACGUGACAACAGCGAUAGUGAGUAUCAGACAAAGACGAGAAAUGUUCAUAGUAGAGUGGAUAGAACGUCUGAACUUAAAUUACAGUAUAAAUGUCAGAAAUGUGAUAGAUUUUAUUCCAGUAAAAAGUCUUUGGAAAGACACACAUCGACACAUAACAAAGAGUUCAAAUGUGAUAGCUGUGAUAAGCAAUUCUUGUGUCUGGAUAAAUUACUUAAGCAUGGCAAUUUACAUCGAACGAAAGAAAAGCCGAUGCCGGUGUUAUGUAGAAUCUGUAAUAAGAAUUUCAGGAAGACCGACACUAUGGUGAGGCAUCUGAAUGUUCAUAAAAAAGCAUAUCCCAAGGAGGUCUUUUCUAUACUAAAGGAGAUACGUGAUAAGAGAAAAUUGGAGAAUAAUCCAGAGUCUUUUGAAAUGUCACUUCUUGUUGCGACGGAUGAAGAUGAAGAAAUGGCGCACGAUGGACAGUUACAAAGUGAGAAUGAUGGCACGAUGAGAGAGUUAAGAAAACGUAAUACAAGAGUGGAACAAAGAGACUCAGACUUAGUUAAUAGUGAUUCCAGCAAUGAUAAAUCUGAAAUGUUUGAUGAUGCAUCGCUUUUUCAUUGCAAACAUUGCAGCAAGGGCUAUCGCACCGAAAGGUCGCUUCAACGUCAUCUGCUAAUACAUGACGAGAAGAAAUUCGUUUGUAACGUCUGCAAUAUGAAGUUUUUUCGACAGGACCGACUCAAGAGUCACAUGGAUCGAUACGGUCAUGAUGAGAGCAAGGUAUGCUUGGAACCGCAGAAGCCACCCGACGACAAAUCUGCCAUUAAACUUAUUAAUAUCUGGAUAAGAGAGGAAUUAGAUUCCGAUAACGAGGGUAAGGGCUUCCCAUGUAGAAUUUGCGGGAAAUCGUAUGACACGAAGAAGUCUCUGAUGAAACAUCAAGUGAACACACAUGGUAAGCAGGACGAAUGCUGCACGACUUGCGGUACUGUGUGUAAUUGCGACAAAGAUCAGGAGAAGAGUAACGAGAAGUCGAAAUUGUACACUUGCGAGGAAUGUAACAAGUCUUUUGAGAAAGAGAUCAAGUUGCAAAAGCAUCUACGGAUUCACGAGCGCACCAAGGAGCAACAGGAUGUGAACUUCAAGCGUUUUCUAUGUCACAUUUGUAGCAAGACUUUCCGACAGAACACUGGCCUGAUGUUCCACAUGAGGACGCAUACCGGUUACAAACCGCACGAGUGCAGGUUCUGCGGUCGUGGCUUCACGUCUAAUUCGAAUUGCAUUAAUCAUGAGAGGACUCACACAGGUGACCGGCCGUUCGUCUGCCAAUAUUGCAGUGCCGCGUUUGCUAAAUCAUGCACGCUCAAAGCUCACAUUACCACGCAUACCGGCGAAGCGAAUUAUCAUUGCAAGACCUGUGGUAAGUCGUUCCGUCGGUUGAAAUAUUUAAAGGAGCACAGAUUCACGCACACCGGUGAGAAACCAUAUGCCUGUAAAAUCUGCGGUACCGCAUAUAGCCAUUCUGGCAGUCUCUUCGUACACGAGAAGAAGUGCAAGGCGCAGUACAAUAAUUAUCAGUCGGGAGUUGUGCAAAAUGCACAACAACAACACCAACAGCAGCAGCAGCAGCAGCAGCAGCAGCAGAUUUCCUACAGUCAAUCUCCUCAGACCACCGCUGGCAUUUCCGUAGCGUCCACUUCUUCGGUUAUCACGCCUAUUAUCGCCACGCUGCCUCAGGCUCACCUAAAUGUUAUCAACAGCACUCUGAAUGUACAGGCGAACAUGGAUAACGUUCAGCGGAUGAACUUACAUACAGCUAAUGCGACCACGGUUGUCUCAUCGGGUCUGCACCCAAGUGUCGAUAUCUCCGAAAUGAGUUCCCCCGUUAGGAACUUCUCUAUCAUCGGGCAUAUGUUUCACACUUAAGGAAACAUACGAGUAAAACGUGAAUCAAGAUUCUACUGUGAUAAAUAUCCUUUUUUUAACGAUACCUAUUGAGAUAUAUUUUACAUUUUGAGUACAUCGCUUUCUUCUUUGUAAUCGUUAUUAUGAUAAGUAUAUGCUUUUAUCGUAUAUCGCAAUAUGGGAAGAUGGGUAUAGAAUGUAUAUUUAUAAUUUGUAUCGUUUGUAAUGAUUUAUGAUGAUCAUUAGAAAUUUUUAUUAUAUACAA